Effrenium voratum is the source of this 200-nucleotide messenger RNA. Lineage: Eukaryota; Dinophyceae; Suessiales; Symbiodiniaceae. The record is from the annotation of a GenBank genome assembly.
GAGCCGCUGUCCAGGAGGAGAGGUGCAGGAACGGCGCCAGGUUGGUGCGGAGCAAGGUCCGAGAGAGCGUGACUGGGGAGUCGGAGUUCCAGGGCGCCAGCCCUGAAUGCAAGGGCUCGUUCGGGGGCGGGCGGCCGCCGAGUGGGGCGGUCAGCUGGCGGAGGUGUCCGGAGUGCCCUUGGCGAUGGGGGCGGCAGUGA